AUGGCAGCCCUGGCAGCCAGAGUAUCCAAGCAACGUGCAGCUGCAGAAGGCCUUGGCUCCAACCAGAAUGCUGUGAAGUACUUGGGCCAGGACUUUGAGACUCUGAGGAAGCAGUGCUUGGACUCAGGUGUCUUAUUUAAAGACCCAGAGUUCCCAGCAUGCCCAUCAGCUUUGGGCUACAAGGAUCUCGGACCAGGCUCCCCCCAAACUCAAGGCAUCGUCUGGAAGCGACCCACGGAAUUGUGCCCCAACCCCCAGUUUAUUGUUGGUGGAGCCACACGGACAGACAUCCACCAAGGUGGUCUAGGUGACUGCUGGCUUCUGGCAGCCAUUGCCUCCCUCACCUUGAAUGAAAAGCUGCUUUACCGAGUGGUUCCUAGAGACCAGAGCUUCCAGAAGAACUAUGCAGGCAUCUUCCAUUUUCAGUUCUGGCAGUACGGAGAAUGGGUGGAGGUGGUGAUUGAUGACAGGCUGCCCACCAAGGAUGGACAGCUCCUCUUCCUACACUCAGAAGAAGGCAAUGAAUUUUGGAGUGCUCUGCUGGAGAAAGCCUAUGCCAAACUCAAUGGUUCCUAUGAGGCUCUCACUGGCGGCUCCACAAUUGAGGGAUUUGAGGAUUUCACGGGUGGCAUCUCUGAAUUUUAUGACCUGAAGAAGUCACCAGCAAAUCUAUACCACAUUAUCCGGAAAGCCCUCCGUGCAGGGUCUCUGCUUGGCUGCUCCAUUGAUGUCUCCAGUGCAGCUGAAACAGAAGCCAUCACCAGACAGAACCUGGUUAAGAGUCAUGCGUACUCUGUCACUGGAGUGGAAGAGGUGGAUUUCCGAGGCUGUCCAGAGAAGCUGAUCAGACUCAGGAACCCAUGGGGUGAAGUGGAGUGGUCGGGAGCCUGGAGUGAUGAUGCCCCUGAAUGGAAUUACAUAGACCCCAGGAAGAAGGAAGAGCUGGACAAGAAAGCAGAGGAUGGGGAGUUCUGGAUGUCCUUUUCAGAUUUCUUGAAGCAGUUCUCUCGUCUGGAGAUAUGCAACCUGUCUCCAGACUCUCUGAGCAGUGAGGAACUGCACAAAUGGAACCUGGUGCUGUUCAACGGCCGCUGGACCCGGGGCUCCACCGCUGGGGGAUGCCAGAACUACCCAGCCACUUACUGGACCAAUCCCCAGUUCAAAAUCCACUUGGAUGAAGUGGAUGAGGACCAGGAGGAGGGCAUCGCUGAACCCCGCUGUACAGUGCUGGUGGGUCUGAUGCAGAAGAAUCGAAGACGACAGAAAAGGAUCGGCCAGGGCAUGCUUAGCAUUGGCUAUGCCGUAUACCAGAUUCCCAAGGAGCUGGAGAGUCACACGGACACACACCUGGGCCGGGACUUCUUCCUGGGCCACCAGCCCUCGGCCUGCUCUAGCACCUACAUGAACCUACGGGAAGUGUCCAGCCGGGUCCGGCUCCCCCCAGGACAGUACCUGGUGGUGCCCUCCACCUUUGAGCCCUUCAGAGAUGGUGAUUUCUGCUUGAGGGUGUUCUCAGAGAAGAAGGCCAAGGCUCUGGAAAUUGGAGAUGCUGUAGCUGGAAACCCGCAUGAGCCACAACUCUGUGAGGCGAAUCAAGAAGACAAGCAUUUCCAGAGCCUGCUUGAGGGGUUUGCAGGCAAGGAUUCUGAGAUUGGUGCCAAUGAGCUCAAGAUGAUUUUGAAUGGGGUGUUUUCUAAACGAACAGACGUAAAAUUUGAAGGAUUCAACAUCAACACUUGCAGAGAAAUGAUCAGCCUGUUGGAUAGCAAUGGAACUGGCACCUUGGGACCACUGGAGUUCAAGACACUCUGGUUGAAGAUUGGGAAGUACCUGGAGAUCUAUCAGGAAAUGGAUUACAAUCACGUAGGGACCAUUGAUGCCCACGAGAUGAGAACAGCCCUCAAGAAGGCAGGUUUUACCCUCAACAACGAGCUGCAGCAGACCAUUGCUAUGCGGUAUGCCUGCAGCAAGCUCGGCAUUGACUUUGACGGCUUUGUGGCUUGUAUGAUCCGCCUGGAGACCCUCUUCAAGCUGUUCAGGCUUUUGGAUAAAGACGGGAAUGGCAUUGUCCAGCUCUCUCUGGCUGAGUGGCUGUGCUGUGUGUUGGUCUGACCUGAUGUUCUGGAAGUCAACAACCUCCCUGUCCCCCACUUGUCGCUUGUAUCCCUUUCUUUACAAUCUUAUGAACAUGGGUCCUCAAGUGAAAAUUUCUGGAUGUUCCUAUUGUUGCAGUCGAUCUUUGUUCCUGCAAAGCUGGCCAGUCCCACCAGAGCAGUCUGGGGAGCUCCAGGUCUCUCAGCAGCACACAGCUAUGAACUAUUUGAGCGGAUCCCAGGGCCCAGUGGAAGGAAAGCAAUCAAUUAAAUUUGUAUGUCAGGAUAGUUUCUGCAUUUUUCUGGCGCUAUGAAAUGGUCAGCGGAGCACCCUCA
Nannospalax galili (Upper Galilee mountains blind mole rat) is the source of this 2429-nucleotide messenger RNA. RefSeq names its product calpain 8 (gene Capn8). Gene Ontology annotation, biological process: proteolysis. The record is from RefSeq and is a predicted model, not a curated record. Gene Ontology annotation, cellular component: cytoplasm. Gene Ontology annotation, molecular function: calcium-dependent cysteine-type endopeptidase activity; calcium ion binding. NCBI's taxonomy places the organism in Eukaryota, Metazoa, Chordata, Mammalia, Rodentia, Spalacidae. The transcript is spliced from 21 exons. Bases 1 to 2112 code for a protein of 703 amino acids.